AGCUGUUGAUGAUAGUUGCGAAGUUCUAAAGGAUCUUCAACUGAAAGUGUCAAGUAUGGUGAUUACCGACACAUGUAACCAUAGUGAUGAAGUGAAACUGCGGUUUCCAGUAAAAUCAACCGAUGAACUUAAACUUCAAGAAGACGAUCUUUUAGAUCCUGAUCUACGCAAAAAAUGCAUUUCAUAUUUCAGCAAGAUGAAUACUAAGUCCCUUGGCGACUCAGUUCGAAAAAUAGCCAAGCAGAUUAUGACCGAUAACCUGGCAUUACAGUAUUCAUGGACUGGACGAAAAGAGGGCAAAUCUGCCUUAGCAGAUUACCCCAUGUUCAUCACUGUUUUACAAGAGGCAGUCAGAUUCUCUCAUAAAGUGACAAACGAAGAUAUUAAUGUUCCUUUCAAAUUGUGGCUGGUAAAAGCAAAAGAGCGGUUAACUAAACCAAGUGGUGAAAGCGAAGAUGAGGACCCGGCCUCAAAUGAAGAUAACAGCCAAUAUGAAAAUGAAGAAGAGAUCCGAGGUAGAAACGAAGGCGUGCAAGAAGAAAAAGUGGAAGAUGUGAACGUCCAUGGAAACGAGGAAAAUCUCGAUGAAAACGAGGAGAAUCUCGAUGGAAGUGAAGGGGAGAACCUGAAUGAAGAUGAGGGGGAGAACCUCUGUAGUGACGAGGACGAGACUUUUUAUGAAGGGUUCAGUCAGAACCUCUAUGAAGAGGACAGCCAGAACCUCUAUGAAGAGGCGGCCAGAACCUCUAUGAAGAGGACAGCCAGAACCUCUAUGAAGAGGACAGCCAGAACCUCUAUGAACAGGACAGCCAGAAUCUCGAUGAAUCUCUGAUAGAUUAAUUAUUUGCCUUUUUCUCAGGUCUUAUGGGAUAUUUUUUCAGAAUUAUUUAUUUUAUUUUUUUGUUCAAUAGUUUUAUGUAGAAGUCAUAACAAUUAAGUAACAAGUAACAACAAUAAUACCACCAACAUACAGAAGAUAAGGGUUUUUCUCUGUGGAUGGCAACGCAGCUCUCGAAUAUCUCGAGGCAGUUAAGCCGUGCUGUUUUGAUACGAAUUACGAAAGUGUUUUUAUAAGAAUCAGGCUAUGAAUCAUGGAAGAAUUUAACAAAAAACGCAAUAAAAGGGGAGCAUUGUUAACUGCAAUCUUCAAAUUAAAUUCUUCUCAAUGAAACAAGCCUCAAUGAGUAUAGUGAACGUUGUAUUAGUGGAAUUCUGAAUAAUUUACCCGAUUUGCUUUACAGUGGUAUUUUUUCGAACCAAUGGUACUAUUUUUUUAAGCAUUAGCUUUCCAUGGUUGAUGAAUUACGGCAAUGCCAUUCCUGUCGAAUGAGAAUCGUUUCCAUUCCGAGGUCGAUUUUAAUCGGUCAAAGUUGGUCUAGGCACUUUUUCUUAGGAGAAUACUGAUGUUGCCUUUUCACCUUUUUCAUCCUUUUGGCACAGUGCUUUAAAAAUUUCCUUUACCCUUUAAGUAGGUUUACUUUGCUCUUAUGUGGGUUGCAUUUUGCGGUCUCCCUCAAAUGGUUGGUCAAUGAAGAGUGAUUUUUUUGCAGUUGUGGGUAGCCCAAAACUGAGAGCAAUUUUGGAGAAUCAGAAUAAAUUCUUUUUGUCCUGUCACGAUUAAAUAAUUUGCAAACUAAAAUUAAAGAAUGUGUAGUAACGUAUUUAAUUUAAAUUUUUGAAACAAUUAACUUUGAAGCCAUUUCAAUAAUUCUAAAAUUAAAAUUUCAAAAGAAGUUUUUAUUUAUUUAUUUUUAUUUAAAAUAAUUUGGUACAUUCAAGCUAUUAACAUUAUCAUGGUACAUGUCAGAAGGUUCCAACCUUUUCACAAUAAUAAAAUAACUGUUUAAAAAUUCAUCCAUUCUAUUGCAGGCCCUGGCAAAUAACAGAUUUUUGGCACUGUUUACGAAGGUCCCACUUUCUAAAUAUCUUUUUUUGGUUUUGGCAGCGUAUUGUAGAAUAAAAACAAAAUAAAAAUGGAAAACCCUCCGGUAUAUCUUGAGAAAGCUAAAGACCUAU
Messenger RNA from Bemisia tabaci, 2016 nucleotides. The record is from RefSeq and is a predicted model, not a curated record. NCBI's taxonomy places the organism in Eukaryota, Metazoa, Arthropoda, Insecta, Hemiptera, Aleyrodidae.